AUGAUUGACACCAACCACCAAAAAGGAAAUUAUUAUAUUAUUACUGACCAUCUGCGAACUGCCAUUUUUGCCCUGGCUGAUGGAGCAGCAUUUGAACCGAAAGGACGUGGCUAUAUUCUCAAAAAGUUAGUAAAAAAGGCUACUUUAUUGGGACAUUUGCUUAAUUUAAAUAAUGAGCAUUUACAAAAAAUUAGCAAGGAGUACAAGGCAGAAAAAGACAGAUUAAAAAAAGAAGAAAAUGACAUUUAUCGAGCAAGAUUAGAUGAGAUUGAAAAGGAAAUUGUUAAAAUCGAAGAAGAAAAAGAUUAUGUUAUAAAAGAUUACAGUGAUUUGCAAGCUGCGGCGGGUACUGUUGGUUCUUUAAGAACUAGCCCUACUACUACUCCUACUGGCUCCGCUCAGAACAUUUAUCCAAUUAAGGAAACUAAAAAAGUUAAUUUAAGUGAUAAUUUAAUUGAGAUUACAAUAAAUGCCGAUUUUAAUGCUAAAAUUGAUAAAGCAACUUCUCAAUUCACGCCAGCUGAAAUAACUGAUUUAAAAACUACUUUCGCCACUUUACAAAAUGAUUAUUUUAAAGACAUGGUUGAAGAACCAUCAUCUAAUAAAGGUGAUGAUAGAAUUUUCUUUAUGUUUGGUCAUGAGUUAGAUUAUACUCGUGAUACAGAUGGCAAAGUGAAUCCAAAAAGUUAUCAGACCAAACUUUUUGCAAUGAAUGAUUUUUUUAAAUUUAUUGAGAAAGUCGGUCCAAUGCAUAAUCUAACUUUUAUUGAAAGUUUGGAUGAUAGUGGCAUAAAAAAGAAUUUUGAUUUUGGUAUUUUGCCUGCUGAUGGAGAACCGUAUACAAAUGCUGAUCUUACAAUGUUUGGUGGAUUAGAAAAAUUUUAUAUGCCCACCGAAGAUUUUACCCUAGUUGAAAGAAAAAAACUUAAUUCAUUAAAGGAUUGGUUUACAUUAUUUUGGGAUGCUUACACUGAGCCUGACAAUAGACUUAAAAGUAUUGCACCUUUUACUUAUGAAAGGACAAGACCGGAUGGAAAUGGCACAGAAGUGGUUUAUUGCAUUGAUGACAUUAAUGAAACUAUCAGAGAAAGGAAGACAAGAGAAAUUCAAUUAAAAAGCAUGUCACAGCUCAAAACAGAAGAAAUUGCUGAACAAAAUAAACUGAUAAUUGCACAUCAAAGAAAAAUAAAGGAUGAAAAUGACAAAAUGGAAGUUGAAUCUGGUAAAAUUAGAAAUCUAAUGGAAGCUGCGGCAGCUGAUAAAAAAACUGAAAUAGCAGCAGCUGCCAAACAAAUGUUAGUUGAUAUCAGGUAUUUAAAAAAUGAUAGUAAUGUUAACGGACCCUUAGAAAGAACUGAUUUAGCAUCAAGAAUAGCCAAAGUUAAAGGGGGUGUUGAUGGUAUUUCUUUGGAAAUAGUCCGUGAGGCUUAUGCUGGCAUGGGCGAUACUGCGGUAGUAGAAGCUAUUGAUAAAGAAAUUAAACCAAAAGGACAAGAUGAUGAUAAAACAAAAAUAACUGAGGAAGAACUAAAAGAAGCAUUCGGAAAUGUUACCGAUGUAGUAGACACUAAUGCGAUUGAAUUAGUUUCAGAUAGUAGUAAAAAAACAGAUUUCAUUAAAUAUUUGAAAGACACUGGAGUAAAAGGUGGUAGUAAAAUUGAUGAAAAAGCACCUGAAAAAGUAAUAAAAACUAUUUAUGCUUACUGGAUAAAGGAUGCAGACAACAAGACUAAAGCAAAAACAGAUAUGAAAAAUCAAAAAACGGGUACUGGCGACGAUGAACAAAGACUAGAUAUGACUAAGUAUGGUGCUACUGAAAAGAGCGGGGAGCCUAAUGAUGAAG
Ambispora gerdemannii is the source of this 1843-nucleotide messenger RNA. The record is from the annotation of a GenBank genome assembly. Lineage: Eukaryota; Fungi; Glomeromycota; Glomeromycetes; Archaeosporales; Ambisporaceae.